CUCAGGCAACAGGCGGCAACCUACCACUGGGCAGGGGCCUUGGGCACUCAACGGGACUCUAGCUGUGGAGACUGGCCACAGCACAGCUCCCACCCAGCUUUCUAGGGUCAUUGGGUUCACGGGGACUCAACGGGUUGCGAUGGCUCAAACACUCAGGGGCACCACAGGUAGCUAUACUCCGGGCAUGCCAUCAGGACACGGGUGGUCAGUGCACACACAGCGGAGACAGUUCAGGACACGAGUGGUCGGUGCACACACCGGGAACAGUUCAGAACACGGGUGGUCGGUGCACACAGUAGGCACAGUUCAGGACACAGGUGGUCAGUGAGCACAACAGGGAUGGUUCAGGACAUGGGUGGUCGGUGCACACAGCGGAGACAGUUCAGAACACGGGUGGUCAGUGCGCACAACAGGGACAGUUCAGGACACGGGUGGUCGGUGCACACAGCGGGGACAGUUCAGAACACGGGUGGUCGGUGCGCACAGCCGACACAGUUCAGGACACAGGUGGUCAGUGCGCACAAAAGGGACAUUUCAGGACAUGGUGGUCGGUGCACACAACAGGAACAGUUCAGGACACAGGUGGUCAGUGCACACAACAAGGACAGUUCAGGACACGGGUGGUCGGUGCACACAGCGGGGACAGUUCAGGAC
This is a messenger RNA of Staurois parvus, 654 nucleotides long. The record is from the annotation of a GenBank genome assembly. Lineage: Eukaryota; Metazoa; Chordata; Amphibia; Anura; Ranidae.